AUGACGCCAAGCNUUGUCAGAGAGCUGUGGCUCGAGUCGUUGCCACGUCACGUCCAAACGACGGUAACGGCUCUGCUGGAGGACUCCUCAAUUGACAAAGCUGCAGAUAAGAUAAUUGCAUGUGUCGGUAUUGAGGAUAAUUUCCUCGUUGCCACGACAUCGCAACCGUAUAGGGGAAACAGGGAUAAACAUGCGGUACGACCUUCACAGUCACGACCACAUUGCAUACACCAGCGUUUGUCUUUCAAGGACAGGGUCCCGGUGCCCACAGCAAAACCCUAUAGGGCUAAGCCCAGGUCGGAACGGGCAGCACAGCCUGCCCGCGUUCGCCAAAAGCAACCAACGGCUCAGAAGCCACCCUCGCGCAAACCAACCGAAGCUCCGGAUGACCCCAGCGAGUGUUACUACUGGUUCGAUUGUAGCUAUGGACCAGGAGCUCGCAGUCGUUGGAAGCCCUGCACCUACGGGACGGGAAAAGUGUAA
Molecule: messenger RNA, 483 nt
Organism: Echinostoma caproni
Lineage: Eukaryota; Metazoa; Platyhelminthes; Trematoda; Plagiorchiida; Echinostomatidae
Source: the annotation of a GenBank genome assembly